Molecule: messenger RNA, 2649 nt
Organism: Saccoglossus kowalevskii
Lineage: Eukaryota; Metazoa; Hemichordata; Enteropneusta; Harrimaniidae
Source: RefSeq, a predicted model, not a curated record
AUGAUUCUGCCAAUAGUUAUAACCCUGGUAACCGAAAAAGACCGUCACAACGACCCUGCGUGUACUGCCGUGGACCUCACAACCCCACGGAUUGCGUCAAAAUAUCUGACCAUAAGACGAGAAUGGAUAUUGUUAAACGCAGACAACUUUGCUACAAUUGUCUCGGAACACACCCCGUUAAACAAUGUAAAUCUCGAUACACGUGUAGACGUUGCCAGGGGAAACAUCACACCUCGCUCCACGAUGAAGGAAACGCUUCCAAGCCAUCUGAAGUUCGAACUGCCAACCCAAAAUUCCAACAACGUGCGGAGGGAAACAACAAUCGCGACAGUUCUAUUCGACGAAGGUGCGGAUCGUUCGUUCGUAACCAAAAGAUUUGCGCAAGCCAUCGAUGCUAAAGUACACAGUUCAGAAGUACUCAACCUGAAAUCUUUUUCAAAUCCACGUACUGGAUUCAAGACAAUUCCGUGUACCACUCUACAGUUGCAUCAACGCAACGGCAAUCGCACACCUAUAGACCUCCUUUACGUGGAAGAAAUCUCCGACAAUCUAACGAACAAUGUAAACACUGAUAUCAAGCAACUUAAUUAUCUUCGCAAACUCAAGCUUGCACAUCCAAUUUCCGAUGAAACUACUAUGACGAUCGACAUUUUAAUAGGUGUGGAUCGGUAUUGGGAUUUUGUUGGAAAUCACGUAAUCCGAGGCCACGGUCCCACAGCUGUCAGCUCGUGUUUCGGAUACUUACUAUCAGGACCCAUCAACACCGGUAAGCCACGUACGAAACACGUACAAGCAUUUCACCUCACCGCGAUCCCGUCCGAUGAUGAACUGCUCGCCAAGAACGUCGCUUCGUUUUGGGAACUGGAAUCGAUCGGUAUUCGCGAUCCAAUAAACCCCCCGGAAAAGAAGACAACCGACGACGAACAAUUCAAACAAUAUACAGAAAAUUGUUUGUCCGAAGAAAAUAAUCGUUUCAUCGCCAAACUACCAUGGAAGUCUAGCCACUACUCACUGCCAACAAAUUUUGACAUUGCGAACAAACGCACUCGUCAUAUGAUCAAGAAACUGCCACGUGAUAUUACUCAAGUCUACGAUAAAAUCAUCUCGGAUCAACUAAAAGCCGGUUUUAUCGAGCGAGUAGAACAGGAUGACACUACCAGUGGUCACUAUCUCCCUCAUCGUUCAGUUAAACGCGAUAGCUCCUCAACUCCAAUCCGCAUCGUGUACGACUGCAGUGCAACUUCCGGAAUCGGACAACCAAGUUUAAACGACUGUCUGGAAAGAGGACCCCCACUAUUGAACGACCUAACCGCAAUGUUAGUUCGUUUUCGCUCCAAUCCAGUCGCAUUAGCAAGCGAUAUCGAAAAAGCCUUCCUACAAAUACGACUCGCAGACGAAGACCGUAAAUAUACGAAAUUCCUGUGGUUAUCUGACAUAAAUGAUCUAACCAGUGAAUUCAUGACAUACCAAUUCACUUCCGUAUUGUUUGGAGCCAGGUGCAGCCCGUUUAUUCUGAAAGCCGCUAUCAAGACUCUAAUAAACAAUCAUCCGAAUAUACCUGCUGCCAACGAUCUACAACAAAACAUCUAUGUUGAUGACGUAGUAACUGGUAGUCGUGAUACUAACGAAGCUAUAAAAUUCUAUGAAGACUCAACGAAAUUAUUGUCUACACAUGGAUUUAAUCUUCGAUCAUGGAGUACAAAUGAUCAAACCACCCGUGAUGUCAUUAAACAAGACAGUAAAGCGAAUCCUAACACUACUGUUAACGUGCUAGGUGUGAAGUGGAACACUGAAAGUGACGUCAUCUACCUGAAACCACUAAACUCACCAAAUAUCAACGCCAUGACCACAAAGCGUGAAGUAGUCAGUUUCGCCGCCAGUCUCUAUGACCCACUAGGUCUCCUUUCACCGGUGCAUGUUCGAGCGAAGUUGUUUAUUCAAUCGCUAUGGAAACUGAAUCUUCAUUGGGAUACACCCAUAUCCGACGAACUCAAUACUAAUUGGACUAACAUAGCUCACGAUCUACGAGAGGUAACAAACAUUUGCGUUACCCAACAUUAUUUUGCCGACAGUGCCGAUAACAAGAACAACAUCGAGAUACACGCAUUCUCAGACGCUUCAAGCAAAGCCUAUGGUGGUGCUGUGUACAUAAAGUCAGGAAACCAAACUUCGUUGGUGAUGUCAAAGACACGUGUUGCACCAACCAAUAAAAAUACGCUGACUUUGCCUCGUCUUGAACUCAUGGCUGCUUUGACCACAACCCGACUCAGUAAAUUUGUCUCCAAUGCGUUGUCAGUGAAAUAUAAUAUCACUCGUCGCGUGUUGUGGUCAGACUCCCAGAUAGUUCUGCACUGGAUAAAUUCCUGCGGCAAACCAGACCUAUUCACUUCCAAUCGCAUAACGGAAAUAAACAGUUUCCCACAAGAAAGUAGGUACGUACCGACCAGCUCAAAUCCUGCCGAUUUACUAACCCGCGGACUUAAAUGUGAAGAAUUACGCAACUCUACCCUCUGGUGGACCGGUCCCUCAUGGUUGAAAAAUCGCGCCUUGUGGCCUGUAUGCGAACUCUUUGGUGCCGACACGAUAUCUGACAUAACCGUGAAUCAUUUACUAACUGGCGACACCCAUGAACCAAUCAUAGCUGAAUGA